GCUCAAAGCCAUAUCCCGCGCUACAGUCCUCCAUCUCAGUCUAAAUCCUCUUCUCUCAAUCGGUGUCCGUGCCUCAACCGCAACCGCAAUAUCACCAAACCUCCGCUCAUACUCAGCAUUAUACCCCAUCUGCCCAUCCUACAACCUCUACCACCCUACGCAAAUCAUCUCAAUCCACAAUCGCAACCAAGAAUAUCCCUUCUCUACAUCCGCAACCAUGUCCGCCGACUCUGCCUCCAACGAGAGCCAAUCGCAACCCCAACGUCCACAGGAAGAAGAGCAGGGGCAGGAACAGGAUCAAAACAAACCUAUCCUCGCGCUACCGGAGGCUCCCUCGGCAGACUCACAAGUCACACAGAUCGACGUCAGUGGUGGCGGGUCGACGGUGAAGCUCGACGCUCUGGGCCCGCUGGUGGUUAAUCAGGAUGGAACGCUGUCACGGAUCGCCAACUGGGAGCAGAUGACUGAGAUCGAGCGGCGGAAUACACUGCGCGUGCUCGGCAAGCGGAAUAAACUACGGUUAGACACAUUAAAGGCGGCAGAGGGUGAGAAGGAGGAGGGCAAAUGAUCGACUGCAUACGGCGUUUGUCGAUGGUCUAUUGGAUGAUAUAUUUCGUGUCUAUAUUGUACUAUACUGUAGAAUUUUUCGGGAUGCUCGCAUGGUUCUUUGUACAUUUCCUCACAACAAACAUAUCCUCAUGCCAAUCAUAAUAUAAUCGUGACAAUACCCAGACAUACA
This is a messenger RNA of Aspergillus novofumigatus IBT 16806, 739 nucleotides long. RefSeq lists its product as uncharacterized. The transcript has a single exon. The record is from RefSeq and is a predicted model, not a curated record. Bases 218 to 568 code for a protein of 116 amino acids. Lineage: Eukaryota; Fungi; Ascomycota; Eurotiomycetes; Eurotiales; Aspergillaceae.